Messenger RNA from Musa acuminata AAA Group (dessert banana), 4760 nucleotides. RefSeq lists its product as uncharacterized. Gene Ontology annotation, molecular function: protein binding. NCBI's taxonomy places the organism in Eukaryota, Viridiplantae, Streptophyta, Magnoliopsida, Zingiberales, Musaceae. The coding region runs from base 2906 to 4606 and encodes 566 amino acids. The transcript is spliced from 7 exons. The record is from RefSeq and is a predicted model, not a curated record.
GGCCCAAAACCACCCCUCUUCUCUUCCCCUUCCCGGUUCACACAUCCCUAAAUCACCUUUCCGCCCUCGUCUCUGAUCAUCUGGGAUCAAUAUCAACGGCGCAAGCUUUGGAUUCGAGAUUGGUUAUUCUCCGAAAGGGGAAAUGAAAGGAUGAUAAGAAGCAUGACUAUGCCGCCAAUCGUAUAAGAUGAUUAAAGUUUAGGGAUUAAGAGGGCCAGUGCAGUUGUAGAGGACGGGAAGCUAUUCCUAGGUGGAUCCAUCUCUUGCAUGUGCCUAUCGGAUUGGUGUGCGCACUCUGACAUCCGUCUCCUUCGGUUCUGCAUUGGAGAUCAUUUCGUAAUGCUGCAUUGCUUGUGUUCUCUGGUUUUGUCUAUUUAAAUCUGGGUUUGGAGCUCAUGCUGAUUGUUAAAUAGAAUUCUCCUGCUUGAAUUCUCUCUGGUUUUGUCUAUUUUAAUCUUGGUUUGGAGCUCAUGCUGAUUGUUACAUAGAAUUCUCCUGCUUGAAUUCUCUCUGCUGGAAGGUAGUACUUGAUUUGCCAGCAAUUGGAAGGAUUUGGCAUCACUGUCAAGUCGGUGAUUUUAUGAUUUUUAGAUCUUAUAUACAAUACAUUGGUUUAUAUUUCUUCGUUGGUUGUUAGAUUGGAAAUGCUCGAAUACCUUUACACUUACCACUUUGGUUGCUGGAAACUCCAGUAUUGCAACCACAUGAACAUUAAUGACCUCUCACCAAUAUUAUAAUAUACUUUCUAUUAUUUUAGCUGCUUGGCAUCUCGCAAUACUUUUCAUUUUUGACAGUUUCCAUGCCAAUUACUAAUGUACUAAUGCUGCUUAAUAAUGGAUCAAUUCUUAAGGAUACAGAGCUUAAAUUUGUGCACCAACAUUGUCUCUUAUUCACAUCACUGAGGUUUACUUGCAAUCGUCUGUGGAAUCUUAGAAUUUUGCCUUACAACUGAUUCAGACAAAAAGCUUUUGUAUUAAAGUUCAGUUACUGUUCCGUUUAAUUAAGUUUAAAUUUGGUUCUGAAUAAUAUUUCCGGUUGAUAUGAUGGCAACUGAAAUCCCAUCUAGCUCUUGCUACAGUUCAAAAAAAAUUGGCAUGCUUUCUUCUCCAUGCAUGUUGUCCUAUGAUCCUAAUUUUGUUCCUACAAUGCAUUGCCACCGUGGUCCAUGUGAUCGACAAACUUCUGCAAAAGCAAGCUCCAGACAUUAGGAGAAGAAUAGAAUGGCAGGAGAGUGUAUUGUUUCUUGCCAUGCUUUGGUCUGUGUUUUUGUUCCUUUUGUCAGGUUUGCAUCUGUCUUAGUUGACUUAGGAUGCGUUUGAUGUGCUGAAUCACCGUCGUGGCUUGCAACAGUUGAUGCAAAAUGGUGCUAAAAUACUGCUUCUUGUCAUGUGACUAGAAGAUGCUCAUGACAAAGGUCAUGAUGUCGCUUGCAUUCAUAUUUUCUUUUAAAUGUUUUGAUGCAAAUGAGUUGGACUGUGCAAUUGCAUCUCGAGCCAGAUACACCCUUACAUCUUCUUUUCCUUGUUCUACAUGAGAUUCAUGAUGCUUCUAUACCUUCUUUAUGACACAAGUCACAUCAAGGAGGUCAAGGGCUUUUCCCGCUUGGUGGAGUGCUUCUCACUGCAUGGUCUGCUGCAUUUCUGUUUCACCUAUCAGUGCCUUGCUCUCCAUGAUGGCUAAAAGUUGACACUUGAAGAGCAUCCAAAAGACUGAAUGAAGAUAAAGUUUAUCUCGAGGAACAAUUGAAGUGUCUAUGAAGGUUGCUUGAUUUGGAAACUGUUGUUAGGUCAUGAGUCUAUUUCUCUGAGAAUUUGCUAUGGUGGAGCUUACUGAGGAAGCAGGCAUUCAAGUUAAAAUAUCAAUCAUGCAUUAGUUCUGUACAAACAUGGAUAUUGCAAGUAUCUAAAAAAGAAAGAAAGCAAGUUGCAUCCGAAUCAGUUACUGAAGUUAUCAUCCAUCCAUGGUUGGGAUGUAAAACUACAGAGGUAACGACUUUGUGGAUCAGGUGGGGCCUACCAGUGCUCACUUUCAGUGGAAUUUUAGUUGUUGAGUGGAAGAGAUCAUUAAUCAUGUCUUCAAAUUCUUGGAGUAUCUGUUACUUUGAGAUCAUGCAGAUGCAUUAUUGAGUAUAAGAGAAAUGGCAAGGAGCAGCUGUCAUGGGGGCUCACAGCUGCUUUCAUAUGGUCACAAAGCAACUCUGACUCUCCACAUGCAUUGGCAAGCACCAGAGACCUACUAUUUCAUCUGGUAGUGUGGUGUGGUAUCAAAAUGGUCCACUCUAUUCCCUAUAUCUUGUUAUUUGAAAGUAGGUACACUGAAUGUUUAUCGAUCAACCCCUUCUCUUCCAAGCUAAGGCACUCGAAUCUAUUUCUACCUGCAAUGCUUUACAAGCUACAGGCAAUCACUGUCUUAUUUGAAGAUAGGGUUUUUUGCUUAAUUAUGCAUUGAAAAUUUUUAAUUCCUACCUUCUUGCUCCUUUUCCUUAAAUCUGCUACUUGACUUGAUCGGAAUGUGCUUGUCCAAACAAGACCGAAUCCAAAAGAAAAGGCACCAGGCUGAUCAUUUUUCAACAGACAUAUUAUGGUAGAAUUAAAGUGAUGCUGCAAGUAGUGGAAAUACAGCAUGCCGUUCUGAAAAUUGUCAAUCUCAGCAAAGCAGUCAUUCCUCACCAAAUCAUAUAUUUGUUGGAGACUUGUGCAUUGGCUGGUCCAACAGGUACAGUAUUUUCCAAGAAGAAAAAGCUUCCGAACUCAGGCGAUUGACAUGACUCCAAAGUCAUGUUCCUGCACACCCAUCAUAGACAUCCACCCUCACCGGACUCUCCUACUGAACAAAGCAUCCUCUGUCUACUGACUAUAUUUGAUCAUCUGACUUCAGUCACUCUCCAUAUGAUCAUCCCAUCAACAUGAAAGAAGAACGAGAGAUGGCCUGUCUACGGCAAGCAUCGCAGCUUCUCGGCUCACUGGUAUCUUCUUCCUUCGCGGUCCGAUGCUUCCCUGGUAAGUGGCAGUUGGUCCGCAGCAAGCUCGAGCAGCUGCUCUCCGGACUUGCCGCAGCUGCAGACGGCAACUUCCUCAGCCGGAAUUCGGAGGUGGAUUUGCUACUGAAGUCGAUGUUGACGACCUUCGAUGACAUCGAAUCGCUUUUACUUCGUUGCGGCGAUGAAUCCUGCGUCGGUGGGAAGCUCCUCUUGCGGAGCGAUCUUAAUGGCGUUGCCUCCAGGCUCGGGCUCCAUAACGAGAGACUUGCGGAAUUGUAUGCUUCUGGGAAUGCGACGCGUUCCCGAGCCAUCGUCCUCACGAAGCCAAGCAGUAAUGCCAGCCGAGAGGACAUCCGAUUCUACGUGAGGGAUCUGUUCUCGAGGCUUAAGAUUGGUGAUACCAGCAUGAGACUGCUAGCUUUGGAUUCUCUUCAUGAGGUUCUCCGCGAAGACGACGAGUAUGUGAGGAUCGUGGCGACGGAUACAGCUGAUGCAGUGUGUCUUCUAGUAAGCUUUCUCGAACACAGAGAUGAUGGCCUUCGGGAGAAGGCCGCAGGGGUACUCUCGGUGAUCGCCGAGUUUGAUUCAUACAAAGGACUGCUUGUCGCUGCAGGUGCGAUAGGUCCACUGAUACCAAUCUUGGAGAAGGGAACUGAAUUGGGAAGAGAGAGAGCCGCCGGAAUUCUGAGAAGGCUGACCGAGAAUUCCGACAACGGGUGGUCGAUCUCUGCUCAUGGAGGCAUCUCGGUGCUGCUCAAGAUCUGCAGCGACGCCGCCGUUUGUCGUAAGGAGCUAAUUGGGUUGGCUUGUCAGAUUCUAAGCAACCUCGGCAGCGCUGAAGAGAUGAGGAGGUUCAUGGUGGAGGAGGGCGCCAUUCCUGUUCUCUUACAGCUCACCCUGUCCAAGGAAGAAGAAUCACGGAUUCAAGCCAUUGAGUGCCUUCAUUCCAUGGCAUCUGCGGACAAUGGCAUCAGACAAAUCGUUGUCGGAGAAGGACUUAUCGCCUCGAUAACUGAGUUACUGGAUCCAUGCUCACCCUGCUCAUCAACGGCAAGAGAGGCGGCUCUCAAGGCUACCGAGCUGCUCCACUCAGCAGAUUCCAUAGCUGUCCUAAUGAGCUCCGGCUUCUUGGAUCGAGCGCUCUUCUUCGUCAAACAUGGCGGCGUCUCCGUCCAGGAGUUGGUCCUGAAGAGCGUCUCCCGCCUCUGUGAGCUCUCCGAGGAGUACAGGAAGGCCAUGGGCGACGCGGGCUACAUGACGGAGCUCGUGAGCUUACUGGAAGCCAAAUCAGCUGGAGUCAGAGAGAAAGCAGCUGAGACCAUUCAUAACAUGAUCUGUGCUCAACGAAAUAGGAGAAGGUUGAUCCAAGACGACCACGACGUGGACCGGAUCAUGCGGUCGCUCGAUCUCGUGGAGGGGAACUCUGCGACGAGGAAGCACCUGCUCUCCGUGCUGAAGGCAGUGGCGGAGAGCAACAGCGGAAGGAGAAGGAUCAUGGCCUCCGGGUGCGUGCAUUGCUUGCAGAGACUGGCAGAAGCCGACGAGGUGGACGCCAGGAAGGUGAUGAAGAAGCUCUCUGCCCGGAAUCGAUUUCGAAGUAUCCUGAAUGGAUUCUGGAGCACCUGAUUUCCUUUCAGCUGCUGUAAUAUGCAAUCUGCUUUGUUCAUCAUCGGCAUCUCUUUUUCUGUCUUCAUGAUUCCAACCAGCUUAUCAUGCAAUUCUCAGCUGGUGAUAUUUGGAUGAUACAUAUAUUAUGUAUAUUUCUUUUUUUGGGUUUUGA